Aspergillus clavatus NRRL 1 is the source of this 4266-nucleotide messenger RNA. RefSeq names its product chromatin-remodeling histone chaperone SPT6 (gene spt6). NCBI's taxonomy places the organism in Eukaryota, Fungi, Ascomycota, Eurotiomycetes, Eurotiales, Aspergillaceae. Gene Ontology annotation, cellular component: transcription elongation factor complex. The record is from RefSeq and is a predicted model, not a curated record. Bases 1 to 4266 code for a protein of 1421 amino acids. The transcript has 4 exons. Gene Ontology annotation, molecular function: nucleosome binding; histone binding; DNA binding. Gene Ontology annotation, biological process: transcription elongation by RNA polymerase II; nucleosome organization; mRNA transcription by RNA polymerase II.
AUGAGCGCUCGCGAUCUUGUAGAGGGUGAAGCCAUGCUGGAUGAUGACGAAAAUGAGGAAGAGCAGGAGGAGGACUAUGAGGGAGAAGUCCGUGAGGGUGCUGGCACCGUGAAUCACUACAACGACUCGAGUGAGGAGGAAGAAGAGGAUGACGACGAUGAGGAGGCCGCUCGGGCAAUUCGCGAAGGCUUCAUCGUCGACGAAGAUGAAGAGAUCGAAGAGCGCGCCGAGCGCCGACGAGAGAAGAGGAAGAGGCGUCGGGAGGAACGCGAGCGCGAGGAUGAGCAUCUCGAUGAGGAAGAUUUGGAGCUCAUUGGGGAGCUGAAUCCUGCUCUUCAAUCUGCUGCCGCUGCAGAGUCAAAAUUCAAGCGUCUGAAGCGUGGUCACAAAGACCGUGACCACCGACAACCCUCCCAGGGCAUCGAUGACAUUUUCAACUCAGACGAGGAAGAGGAGGCGGCAGGCGAUUAUGGAAGACCGAGUCAUCGAAGGCCCUUGCGCGAUGAGAUGGAUGAUUUCAUCGAAGAAGAUGUCUUCACAGAUGACGAACUGGAGCGCGAAUGCGAAGAUCUGGAAAUCGCCCGUCCCGCCAAACGGGGCAUUACUGGGCUCGGAGCCACUGAGGCAGCUGGUUUGGACGAGAAUGCUCUCGAAGACAUGCGCGCGGCUUUUGGAGAUGGAAAUGAAUAUCUGUUCGCCCUGGAAAUGGAGGAGCAAGAACAAGAGCAGGAGGAGGAUGAAGAGAAGCACCUGGACCUCAAGGAUGUUUUCGAGCCCUCGCAGUUGGCGGAGAAGAUGUUGACCGAAGAGGACAAUCAGAUCCGCCUGCUGGACGAACCCGAGCGGCAUCAAAUCGCUCGCAAGCCGUAUCGGAACCUCGUUCUGACAGAGGAGCAGUUCCGCGAAGAGGCCGCUUGGAUAUCCAAUCUCAUGCUGCUGAAGAAGCGCAUCGAACCCGACCUGAGAGAGCCUUUCCAGCGGUCGGUAGCCAAAGUAUUGGAGUUCCUUGUGACCGACGACUGGGAAGUCCCUUUUAUUUUCCAGCACCGCAAGGAUUACAUGAUUCAUGCGACCAAAGUCCCCAUAGACGGCGCACCUGCGGAUGGGGAUACUUCUCAGUAUACAGUCAAGGCUGAGAAGCUGUUGAACAUGACGGACCUUUGGGACAUCUUCGAUCAUGACCUCAAGUUUAGGGCACUGGUCGAAAAGCGUAACACGAUCCAGAAGACAUACGACAAUAUGCAGAGUCUGUUCAACGUGAAUGAUAGUGUUGUGGAAGAGAUGCUUGCGGCCGCCGUGACCAUGGAGGAGCUCCAAGACGUGCAGGAUUACAUUCACUUUCAGUACUCCUCACAAUUGCGCGAUAUGACCUUGAUGAACGGAGAGGCCAACGGUGAGACUCAGCGCCGGAAGGCGACCGGAAAAUCCUUCUUUGAGCGUGUCCGCAAUGGCAAGGCAUACGGUCUCGUGCGCGCGUUUGGAAUCUCCGCCGAUGCUUUUGCACAGAAUGCCUUGAAGGAGGGUCGCCGUCAGUACACCGAGGACCCGGCAGACCGGCCAGAGGAGAUGGCGGAUGGUCACAUUGACAGUGACUUCUCCAACUCUUCGCAUGUGCUCAAAGCCGCGAAGGCCAUGUUCGCAGAAGAAAUCGUCAUGAGCCCCAAGAUGCGGAAGGUGAUUCGACAGGCAUACUAUAUGAACGGCACUGUCGAUUGCUUCCGGACCGAAAAGGGCCUGAAGAGGAUCGACGAGCAGCAUCCUUACUAUGAAUUCAAAUACCUGAGAAAUCAACAGCUCAGUGAUAUUGCCCGUCAGCCCGAGCUGUAUCUUCGGAUGCUCAAGGCCGAAGAGGAAGGUCUGGUUGAAGUUAAGGUUCGAUUCGAGAACUUCGAUCAUUUCCGACAGCGCCUCUAUCCCGACAUCGAAUCGGACAAUUACAGUGAAACCGCUGAUGCAUGGAACCGCACUCGUCGCGAAGUUCUGGACAUGGCCCUUGGCAAAUUGGAGCGGCUGAUCAAUCGCAGCGUCAAGGAGAAUAUCCGUCAAGAGUGUGAAAACCAUGUGGCGAAGGAGUGCCGUGAAGCAUUCGCCCAGCGCUUAGAUCAAGCCCCUUACAAGCCCAAGGGCAUGGUCCUGGGUACUGUUCCUCGUGUUCUGGCCAUGUCGACAGGGAACGGGAUUGUUGGACGGGAGCCAAUCCACUGGGCCUACAUCGAAGAGGACGGUCGUGUCUUGGAGAACGGCAAGUUUGUAGAUUUGUCCGUCGGCGACCGCGAUCGCGGCAUUGCUGAUGGCAAAGAUGUCGAUGCCUUGAUCGAGCUUUUAGAGCGUCGUCGGCCUGACGUUAUUGGUGUGUCCGGAAUGACUCCUGAAACUCGCAAGCUUUACAAGCUCUUGACCGAACUGGCGGAGAGGAAGGAUCUUCGGGGUGCAACUUAUACAGACGAGCGGGAUGAAGAGAUCAGCGAUCGCCUGGAAGUAGUGAUUGUCAACGACGAAGUGGCACGACUCUAUCAGCACAGCGAUCGGGCGAAGAAGGACCAUCCUGGCUUUGCCCCGUUGACACAUUACUGUGUUGCUUUGGCCAAGUACCUCCAGAGCCCUCUGAAGGAGUAUGCCUCGCUGGGUCGGGACAUUGUUUCGAUUCAGUUGAAGCGUGGCCAACAGCUGGUCGCCGAGGAGCUGCUCUUGAAGCAUUUGGAGACGGCGCUGGUGGACAUGGUCAACCUGGUAGGCGUUGAUAUCAACGAAGCGGUCACCGACACUGCAACUGCCAAUCUUCUCCCCUACGUUUGCGGCCUUGGUCCUCGUAAGGCGGCCCACUUGCUCAAGAUCGUCAACAUGAACGGCGGCGUGGUAAACAACCGGGUUGAGCUUCUCGGUGUGAACGCGCAGUAUCCGGCGAUGGGUGUGAAGGUCUGGAACAAUUGCGCCAGUUUCAUGUUCAUUGAUUUUGAGAACGCGGAUCCGGAUGCCGAUCCGUUGGACAACACCCGUGUGCACCCCGAAGACUACGAUAUUGCGCGCAAGAUGGCAGCCGACGCUCUGGAGUUGGAUGAGGAAGACAUCAAGGCGGAAACGGAUGAGAACGGACCAGGAGCUAUCGUGCGGAAGCUCUUCAGGGACGAAGCGCAGGACCGGGUCAAUGAUCUGAUUCUGGAGGAGUACGCGGAACAGCUCGAGAAGAACCUCAACCAGCGAAAACGUGCCACACUCGAGACGAUCCGGGCUGAACUCCAACAGCCGUACGAAGAGCUACGCAAGCAGUUUGCCUUGCUCAGCACUGAUGAUGUCUUCACCAUGCUUACGGGCGAGACAUCUGAGACGCUGGCGGAAGGCAUGGUGGUCCCUAUCUCGAUCAAGCGCAUCUCGGAUGACCACAUUGACGGCAAGCUGGAUUGCGGUAUUGAUGCGCUGGUGGCGGAAUCGGAACUCACCGAUCGCUACGACAUCCCCGUGCGCGCGCUGUACUCGAUGCACCAGACCCUCCCCGCGAAGGUGCUGUUCCUGAACAAGAAGAGCUUCCUGUGCAAUGUUUCGCUGCGAGAGGAGCAAGUCAGUCGACCCACGCCCAGGGCUCGUGAUCACAUGCGCGGUGAAUGGGAUGACCGACAGGAGCAGAAGGACAAGGAAAUGAUGCAGGAGAAGACGCAGAGCGGAGGACGGGUGAUGCGUGUCAUCAAGCAUCCUCUGUUCCGGCCGUUCAACUCCACCCAGGCGGAAGAGUUCCUGGGAUCCCAGAGCCGUGGUGAUGUGGUCAUUCGGCCUUCCUCCAAGGGACCAGACCAUCUGGCGGUAACGUGGAAGGUGGCCGAUGGCAUCUUCCAGCAUAUCGACGUUUUGGAAUUGGACAAAGAGAACGAGUUCUCCGUCGGCCGCACCUUGAAGGUUGGCGGUCGGUACACCUACAGCGAUCUGGACGACCUGAUCUUCAACCAUGUCAAGGCGAUGGCCAAGAAGGUGGACGAGAUGAUGCUACAUGAGAAAUACCAAGAAGGCAGCAAGGAUGCCACAUACUCAUGGUUGAAUACGUACACCAAGGCGAACCCGAGACGGUCCGCAUAUGCCUUCUGCAUCGACCCCAAGCAUGCCGGGUACUUCUCGCUGUGCUUCAAGGCCGGAGAGAAUGCUCAGUUGCAUAGCUGGCCUGUCAAGGUGAUCCCUCAGGGCUACGAACUGCAGCGCAACCCAUAUCCAGACAUGCGGGCGCUGUGUAAUGGGUUCAAGCUGCUGUUUACCAACAUGCAGGCUGGCAAGCGACGAUGA